CUCCUUGCGCCUGGCGAUUGGUCCUCAGCGCUAGGAGUCCGCCCUCCCUCCCGCCCGGCUUAGAGGACAGCGGGGAAGGCGGGUGGUGGGGCCGGGGGCCUGAAGCGGCGGUACCCGCACAGGUGGCGGCAGCCGAGGCCUUGGCCGAAGCCGCGCGAACCUCAGGUCAAGAUGCUAGGAACCGGACCUGCCACCGCCACCACAGCCACCACCACGUCCAGCAACGUGAGCGUCCUGCAGCAGUUUGCCAGCGGCCUGAAGAGCCGGAAUGAGGAGACCAGGGCCAAAGCUGCCAAGGAGCUCCAGCACUAUGUCACCAUGGAGCUUCGAGAGAUGAGUCAAGAGGAGUCUACUCGCUUCUAUGAUCAGCUGAACCAUCACAUUUUUGAACUGGUUUCCAGCUCGGAUGCCAAUGAAAGGAAAGGUGGCAUCUUGGCCAUAGCCAGCCUCAUAGGAGUGGAAGGCGGGAAUGCCACCCGUAUCGGCAGAUUUGCUAACUAUCUUCGGAACCUCCUCCCCUCUAAUGACCCAGUUGUCAUGGAGAUGGCAUCCAAGGCCAUUGGCCGCCUUGCCAUGGCAGGCGACACUUUUACAGCUGAGUAUGUGGAGUUCGAGGUGAAGCGAGCCUUGGAGUGGCUGGGCGCUGACCGCAACGAGGGCCGGAGACACGCAGCCGUUCUGGUUCUCCGUGAGCUGGCUAUCAGCGUCCCCACCUUCUUCUUCCAGCAAGUGCAGCCCUUCUUUGACAACAUUUUUGUGGCCGUGUGGGACCCCAAACAGGCCAUCCGGGAGGGAGCUGUGGCCGCCCUUCGUGCCUGUUUGAUUCUCACCACCCAGCGUGAGCCGAAGGAGAUGCAGAAGCCUCAGUGGUACAGGCACACGUUUGAAGAAGCAGAGAAGGGGUUUGAUGAGACGUUGGCCAAGGAGAAGGGCAUGAAUCGGGAUGAUCGCAUCCAUGGAGCCUUGCUGAUCCUCAACGAGUUGGUCCGAAUCAGCAGCAUGGAGGGAGAGCGCCUGAGAGAAGAAAUGGAAGAAAUCACACAGCAGCAGCUGGUCCAUGACAAGUACUGCAAAGACCUCAUGGGCUUCGGGACGAAACCUCGCCACAUCACCCCCUUCACCAGCUUCCAGGCUGGCCAGCCCCCGCAGUCCAACGCCUUGGUGGGACUGCUGGGGUACAGCUCUCACCAAGGCCUCAUGGGUUUCGGGGCUUCCCCCAGCCCAGCGAAGUCCACGCUGGUGGAGAGCCGGUGUUGCAGAGACCUGAUGGAGGAGAAAUUCGAUCAGGUGUGCCAGUGGGUGCUGAAAUGCAGGAACAGCAAGAACUCGCUGAUCCAAAUGACAAUCCUUAAUUUGUUGCCCCGCUUGGCUGCAUUUCGACCUUCUGCCUUCACAGAUACCCAGUACCUCCAAGAUACCAUGAACCACGUCUUGAGCUGUGUCAAGAAGGAGAAGGAACGGACAGCAGCCUUCCAAGCCCUGGGGCUCCUUUCUGUGGCUGUGAGAUCUGAGUUCAAGGUCUAUUUGCCUCGUGUGCUGGACAUCAUCCGAGCAGCCCUACCCCCAAAGGACUUUGCCCAUAAGAGACAGAAGGCAAUGCAGGUGGAUGCCACAGUGUUCACCUGCAUCAGCAUGCUGGCCCGGGCAAUGGGGCCAGGCAUCCAGCAGGAUAUCAAGGAGCUGCUGGAGCCCAUGCUGGCAGUGGGACUGAGCCCUGCCCUCACUGCUGUGCUGUACGACCUGAGCCGUCAGAUUCCACAGCUGAAGAAGGACAUCCAGGAUGGGCUACUGAAGAUGCUGUCCCUGGUCCUUAUGCACAAACCCCUCCGGCACCCGGGCAUGCCCAAGGGCCUGGCCCAUCAGCUGGCUUCCCCUGGCCUCACAGCCCUCCCUGAGGCCAGCGACGUGGGCAGCAUUACUCUUGCCCUGCGAACUCUCGGCAGCUUUGAGUUUGAAGGCCACUCUCUGACCCAGUUUGUCCGCCACUGUGCGGAUCAUUUCCUAAACAGCGAGCACAAAGAGAUCCGCAUGGAAGCCGCCCGCACCUGCUCCCGCCUGCUCACGCCCUCCGUCCACCUCAUCAGCGGCCACGCGCACGUCGUUAGCCAGACUGCGGUGCAAGUGGUGGCAGACGUGCUCAGCAAACUGCUCGUGGUCGGGAUCACAGAUCCUGACCCCGACAUCCGCUACUGCGUCUUGGCAUCUCUGGAUGAGCGCUUUGAUGCACACCUGGCCCAGGCAGAGAACUUGCAGGCCCUGUUUGUGGCCCUGAACGACCAGGUGUUUGAGAUCCGGGAGCUGGCCAUCUGCACGGUGGGCCGGCUCAGUAGCAUGAACCCGGCCUUCGUCAUGCCCUUCCUGCGCAAGAUGCUCAUCCAGAUUUUGACAGAGCUGGAGCACAGCGGCAUCGGGAGAAUCAAAGAACAGAGUGCCCGCAUGCUGGGCCACUUGGUCUCCAAUGCCCCCCGGCUCAUCCGCCCCUACAUGGAGCCCAUUCUGAAGGCUUUAAUAUUGAAACUGAAAGAUCCAGACCCUGAUCCAAACCCAGGUGUGAUCAAUAAUGUCUUGGCCACAAUAGGAGAGUUGGCUCAGGUCAGUGGCCUAGAAAUGAGGAAAUGGGUUGAUGAACUCUUUAUUAUCAUCAUGGACAUGCUCCAGGACUCCUCCCUGUUGGCCAAAAGGCAGGUGGCUCUGUGGACCCUGGGACAGUUGGUGGCCAGCACUGGCUAUGUGGUGGAGCCCUACAGGAAGUACCCCACUUUGCUUGAGGUCCUGCUGAAUUUUCUGAAGACUGAGCAGAACCAGGGUACACGGAGAGAGGCUAUCCGUGUGUUAGGGCUUUUGGGGGCCCUGGAUCCCUACAAGCACAAAGUGAACAUUGGCAUGAUUGACCAGUCCCGCGACGCUUCUGCUGUUAGCCUGUCAGAAUCCAAGUCAAGUCAGGAUUCCUCUGACUACAGCACCAGCGAGAUGCUGGUCAACAUGGGCAACCUGCCCCUGGACGAGUUCUACCCUGCCGUGUCCAUGGUGGCGCUGAUGCGGAUCUUCCGGGACCAGUCCCUCUCGCACCAUCACACCAUGGUAGUCCAGGCCAUCACCUUCAUCUUCAAGUCCCUGGGCCUCAAGUGUGUGCAGUUCCUGCCCCAGGUCAUGCCCACGUUCCUCAACGUCAUUCGAGUCUGUGACGGGGCCAUCCGGGAGUUUCUGUUCCAGCAGCUGGGGAUGCUGGUGUCCUUUGUGAAGAGCCACAUCAGACCUUACAUGGAUGAAAUAGUCACCCUCAUGAGAGAAUUCUGGGUCAUGAACACCUCGAUCCAGAGCACGAUCAUUCUUCUCAUUGAGCAAAUCGUGGUAGCUCUUGGGGGCGAAUUUAAGCUCUAUCUGCCUCAGCUGAUCCCACACAUGCUACGUGUCUUCAUGCAUGACAACAGCCCAGGCCGCAUUGUCUCCAUCAAGCUGCUGGCUGCCAUCCAGCUGUUCGGCGCCAACCUGGACGACUAUUUGCACUUGCUGUUGCCUCCUAUCGUGAAGCUGUUUGAUGCCCCUGAAGUCCCCCUGCCGUCCCGCAAGGCAGCGUUAGAGACGGUAGACCGCCUCACAGAGUCCUUGGACUUCACUGACUACGCCUCCCGGAUCAUUCACCCGAUCGUUCGAACCCUGGACCAGAGCCCGGAACUGCGUCCCACGGCCAUGGACACGUUGUCUUCGCUUGUCUUUCAGCUGGGGAAGAAGUACCAAAUUUUCAUUCCAAUGGUGAAUAAAGUCCUGGUACGACACCGAAUCAACCAUCAGCGCUAUGACGUCCUCAUCUGCAGAAUCGUCAAGGGAUACACCCUUGCUGAUGAAGAAGAGGACCCUUUGAUUUACCAGCAUCGAAUGCUGAGGAGUGGCCAAGGGGAUGCGUUGGCCAGUGGGCCGGUAGAAACAGGACCCAUGAAGAAACUGCAUGUCAGCACCAUCAACCUUCAAAAGGCCUGGGGAGCUGCCAGAAGGGUCUCCAAAGAUGACUGGCUAGAAUGGCUGAGGCGGCUGAGUCUGGAGCUCCUGAAGGACUCGUCUUCACCUUCCCUGCGCUCGUGCUGGGCCCUGGCUCAGGCCUACAACCCGAUGGCCAGGGAUCUUUUCAACGCCGCGUUUGUGUCCUGCUGGUCUGAACUGAACGAAGACCAGCAGGAUGAACUCAUCAGGAGCAUCGAGCUGGCCCUCACCUCACAGGACAUCGCCGAAGUCACGCAAACUCUCUUAAACUUGGCUGAAUUCAUGGAACACAGUGACAAGGGCCCCCUGCCACUGAGAGACGACAACGGCAUCGUCCUGCUGGGCGAGAGGGCCGCCAAGUGCCGAGCAUAUGCCAAAGCACUACACUACAAAGAGCUGGAGUUCCAGAAAGGUCCCACCCCUGCCAUCCUAGAGUCUCUCAUCAGGACUUCUGGAAAGAAACCAUGGUGUUAUCGCUUCUCUUUGAAUGUUUCUGAGUCCUGCAGCGGACUGACUCAUAUGGAGAACCUUCUGGCUCAUUGCUUAGGAGCAGCACAGAAGUGCCGCAUUAAUAAUAAGCUACAACAGCCAGAGGCAGCUGCCGGGGUAUUAGAAUAUGCCAUGAAACACUUCGGAGAGCUGGAGAUCCAGGCCACCUGGUACGAGAAGCUGCACGAGUGGGAAGAUGCGCUCGUGGCCUACGACAAGAAGAUGGACACCAACAAGGACGACCCAGAGCUCAUGCUGGGUCGCAUGCGCUGCCUCGAGGCCUUGGGGGAAUGGGGGCAGCUCCACCAGCAGUGCUGUGAGAAGUGGACCCUGGUUAACGAUGAGACCCAAGCCAAGAUGGCCCGGAUGGCCGCUGCAGCUGCCUGGGGCUUAGGUCAGUGGGACAGCAUGGAGGAAUAUACCUGUAUGAUCCCUCGGGACACCCACGAUGGGGCAUUUUAUAGAGCCGUGCUGGCACUACAUCAGGACCUCUUCUCCUUGGCGCAACAGUGUAUCGACAAAGCCAGGGACCUGCUGGAUGCAGAGCUAACUGCUAUGGCAGGAGAGAGCUACAGUCGGGCAUAUGGGGCCAUGGUUUCUUGCCACAUGCUCUCCGAGCUGGAGGAGGUUAUCCAGUACAAACUCGUCCCCGAGCGACGGGAGAUCAUCCGCCAGAUCUGGUGGGAGAGACUGCAGGGCUGCCAGCGCAUCGUGGAGGACUGGCAGAAAAUCCUGAUGGUGCGCUCCCUCGUGGUCAGCCCCCACGAGGACAUGAGGACCUGGCUCAAGUAUGCCAGCCUGUGUGGCAAGAGUGGCAGGCUGGCUCUUGCUCAUAAGACCUUGGUGUUGCUCCUGGGAGUUGAUCCGUCUCGGCAACUUGACCAUCCUCUGCCAACAGUUCACCCUCAGGUGACCUACGCCUACAUGAAAAACAUGUGGAAGAGUGCUCGCAAGAUCGAUGCCUUCCAGCACAUGCAGCACUUUGUGCAGACCAUGCAGCAGCAAGCCCAGCACGCCAUCGCCAGCGAGGACCAGCAGCACAAGCAGGAGCUGCACAAGCUCAUGGCCAGGUGUUUCCUGAAACUCGGGGAGUGGCAGCUGAACCUGCAGGGCAUCAAUGAGAGCACCAUCCCCAAAGUGCUGCAGUACUACAGCGCCGCCACGGAGCACGACCGCGGCUGGUACAAGGCCUGGCACGCGUGGGCAGUGAUGAACUUCGAAGCUGUGCUGCAUUACAAACAUCAGAACCAAGCCCGCGACGAGAAGAAGAAGCUGCGUCACGCCAGCGGGGCCAACGUCACCAGCACGACCACUGCUGCCACCACAGCGGCCACCGCCACCGCCACGGCCACCAGCACCGAGGGCAGCAACAGCGAGAGUGAGGCCGAGAGCACCGAGAACAGCCCCACCCCAUCCCCUCUGCAGAAGAAGGUCACUGAGGAUUUGUCCAAAACCCUCUUGAUGUACACCGUCCCUGCCGUCCAGGGCUUCUUCCGUUCUAUCUCCUUGUCGCGAGGCAACAACCUCCAGGACACGCUGAGAGUCCUCACCCUGUGGUUUGAUUACGGUCACUGGCCGGACGUAAACGAAGCCUUGGUGGAGGGGGUGAAGGCGAUCCAGAUUGACACGUGGUUACAGGUCAUACCUCAGCUCAUUGCAAGAAUUGAUACGCCCAGGCCCUUGGUGGGACGCCUCAUCCACCAGCUUCUCACCGACAUUGGCCGGUACCACCCCCAGGCCCUCAUCUAUCCCCUGACCGUGGCCUCCAAGUCCACCACCACGGCCCGCCACAACGCAGCCAACAAGAUUCUGAAGAACAUGUGUGAGCACAGUAACACCCUGGUCCAGCAGGCCAUGAUGGUGAGUGAGGAACUGAUCCGCGUGGCCAUCCUCUGGCACGAGAUGUGGCACGAAGGCCUGGAAGAAGCGUCUCGUUUAUACUUUGGGGAGAGGAACGUGAAAGGCAUGUUUGAGGUGUUGGAGCCCCUGCAUGCUAUGAUGGAACGGGGCCCCCAGACUCUGAAGGAAACGUCUUUUAAUCAGGCAUAUGGGCGAGACUUAAUGGAGGCCCAAGAGUGGUGCAGGAAGUACAUGAAAUCGGGAAACGUGAAGGACCUCACUCAAGCCUGGGACCUCUACUAUCACGUGUUCAGACGAAUCUCAAAGCAGCUGCCUCAGCUCACAUCCUUAGAACUGCAGUAUGUUUCCCCCAAACUUCUGAUGUGCCGGGACCUUGAAUUGGCCGUGCCGGGAACAUACGACCCCCACCAGCCGAUCAUCCGCAUUCAGUCCAUAGCGCCGUCUCUACAGGUCAUCACCUCCAAGCAGCGGCCCCGGAAGUUGACCCUCAUGGGCAGCAACGGGCACGAGUUUGUUUUCCUCCUGAAGGGCCACGAGGACCUGCGGCAGGAUGAGCGAGUGAUGCAGCUCUUCGGCCUGGUGAACACCCUCCUGGCCAACGACCCCACGUCUCUUCGCAAGAACCUCAGCAUCCAGAGAUACGCCGUCAUCCCCUUAUCAACCAACUCGGGCCUCAUCGGCUGGGUCCCCCACUGCGACACGCUGCACGCCCUCAUCCGGGACUACAGAGAGAAAAAGAAGAUCCUUCUCAACAUCGAGCAUCGCAUCAUGUUGCGGAUGGCUCCGGACUACGACCACCUGACGCUGAUGCAGAAGGUGGAGGUGUUCGAGCACGCCGUCAAUAACACGGCCGGGGAUGACCUGGCCAAGCUGCUAUGGCUGAAAAGCCCCAGCUCCGAGGUGUGGUUUGACCGAAGAACCAACUACACCCGCUCUUUAGCGGUCAUGUCCAUGGUCGGGUAUAUUUUGGGCCUAGGAGAUAGACACCCAUCCAACUUAAUGCUGGACCGGCUGAGCGGGAAGAUCCUGCACAUUGACUUUGGGGACUGCUUUGAGGUUGCUAUGACCAGGGAGAAAUUCCCAGAGAAGAUUCCAUUUAGACUAACCAGAAUGCUGACCAAUGCUAUGGAGGUUACUGGUCUGGAUGGCAACUAUAGAAUCACGUGCCACACAGUGAUGGAAGUGCUUCGGGAACACAAGGAUAGUGUCAUGGCCGUGCUGGAAGCCUUUGUCUAUGACCCCUUGCUGAACUGGAGGCUGAUGGACACAAAUACCAAAGGCAACAAGCGGUCCCGAACAAGGACAGAUUCCUACUCUGCUGGCCAGUCAGUAGAAAUUUUGGACGGUGUGGAGCUUGGGGAACCCGCGCAUAAGAAAACAGGGACCACGGUGCCAGAGUCCAUUCAUUCCUUCAUUGGAGACGGUUUGGUGAAACCAGAGGCCCUAAAUAAGAAAGCCAUUCAGAUUAUCAACCGGGUUCGAGACAAGCUCACUGGUCGGGACUUUUCUCAUGACGAAACCCUGGAUGUCCCCACUCAAGUUGAGCUGCUGAUCAAGCAAGCAACAUCCCAUGAAAACCUGUGCCAGUGCUACAUCGGCUGGUGUCCUUUUUGGUAACCCGAGGCCCAGAAGGGCCCACAGCGUUUCUCUUGAGGCUUUUGUACUUUGGAUAUGCUUCCACUAAACCGCAACCAUGGCCAGGAAGUUCGACUUUGUUAAAUAUCUUGAAAUGUAAAUGAAAAGAACUACUGUAUAUUAAACGUUGGUUUGAACCAACUUUCUAGCUGCUGUUGAAGAAUAUAUUGUCAGAAACACAAGGCUUGAUUUGGUUCCCAGGACAGUAAACACAGAAAUACUACAUAAAUCAAGCCAUUGAUUUGGGGGAACAGAAGAUCCAUAACUUAGAAAUACGGGUUUUGACUUAACUCACAAGAGAACUCAUCAUAAGCAUUGCUGAUGGAAGAAUGGCCUCCUUGUCCUUCCCGAUAAGGACACGGCAAACUCUGCACAGUCAGGAAGCCUCAGGCCAUGGAGGACACGUGUUAGAAAUCGGGAGGAGCUGACUUGGUCACUUCCACCCAUCCCGUUACCUCACUGGUCCGCGGACGGCAACAUUUGUAAGAUGGGCCAAAAUGGGUGGCAAGAGCCUGUCUUCUGCCUCACUCGUGAUGCCGCGACUUAACUCACUUCAAUCCAAGGCCCCAGUGCUAGGAGGGGAGUUUCUUCCAGUCGCUGGGUGGCCUUAGCUGAGCAAAUGCACAGAGAUCGUGGUGCGGUAGGGUGGCCCACAGUGGCCUUCCCCAGCAUGGUUUUGGGAUGUUGUCAGUGAAGUCCGAACGCUCUGUGUUUAGAGCAAGGGCUUGGAAAUAGAAAUGCCGUCGUGGAGGUGCUCAACACAGAGAGGGAAGGUCUGGUACCCGCUGGGAAUUCUGAGCAAAGGAAAUAUUAAAGUAAAUGCACAAAGUAUCAAGUGUAGCCAUUCUAGACACCAUGUUGUAUCUGAAUAAUUUUUGUGCCAAUAAACGACAUCAGAAUUUUAAAAACA
Messenger RNA from Acinonyx jubatus (cheetah), 8872 nucleotides. It is a transcript of the gene MTOR, whose product is annotated as mechanistic target of rapamycin kinase. The coding region runs from base 172 to 7944 and encodes 2590 amino acids. Gene Ontology annotation, cellular component: TORC2 complex; TORC1 complex; nucleus. Gene Ontology annotation, biological process: negative regulation of macroautophagy; TOR signaling; protein phosphorylation. Lineage: Eukaryota; Metazoa; Chordata; Mammalia; Carnivora; Felidae. Gene Ontology annotation, molecular function: protein serine/threonine kinase activity; protein binding; protein-containing complex binding. The record is from RefSeq and is a predicted model, not a curated record. The transcript is spliced from 59 exons.